AUGAAAAUUUGGUACUGUUUCGCCGUGCUCUUUGCGGGUGUCUCGACCGCUCUGCUAGAACAGUCGCUUCUUGCAUUCGAUCCGACUCCUGGCGCCAUUGAGCUCACAGGUGCGGCAAUCCUCCGGGACAUCAGCGACCCAGUCGGCGUUGAGAUAGCAACCAAUGACCUAGCUUCUGAUCUCGAGGAAGUUACGGGAAUCAAACGGCCCAUCUUCAAGUGGGACGUUGCCGAUGGUGUACACGGCGACGACUUACCUACUGGUAGCGACUCGAGUUUCGUGAUUAUAGUGGCAACGGCGGACUCGCCAUUGAUUCGGCGACUCCAGGACGAUGGUAAGAUCAACGUCGAGGACAUUCGUGGCAAAUGGGAGACGUUUCGCACUGCACUUGUCCCCAACCCCGUUCCCGGGUUCGAGCAUGGCCUCGUCAUUGUCGGAAGCGAUAAGCGGGGCACCAUGUUUGGAGCGUAUACACUCUCCGAGCAAGGGGGAAAAUCACCGCUGCACUGGUGGGCCGACGUCCCAACAACCAAACAUACCCACAUCUACGCCCUAAACAAAACAACAACACACGGCUCCCCUAGCGUAAAAUACCGCGGCAUCUUCAUAAACGACGAAGCGCCCGCCUUGACAAGCUGGUGGGCGACGAAAUCCGAUAGAAACGACUACACCUUUGAUGCCGAAUUCUACACGCACGUCUUUGACCUCCUCGUCCGACUAAAAGCCAACUUUCUCUGGCCGGCCAUGUGGGGAUCCUUCAUCCCCCGUCCGGGAAGAAUCUUCUUUACAGACGAUCCGCGGAACCAGCAGCUGGCUGAUGAUUAUGGGAUUGUGGUUUCGACGAGUCACCACGAGCCGAUGCAGCGGGCGUCGAAUGAGUGGAAGGCUGAUCCGGCGCACGGGGAGUGGAACUGGGUGGAGAAUAACGACGAGGUUGUCGCGUUUAUGGAGGAAGGGGUGAGACGGGCAGCGAGGAACGAGACGUAUUUUACGCUGGGGAUGCGGGGGACAAAUGAUGGGCCAAUUGAGGCGGAUGAUCCCGUUGCGGUGUUGCAGGAUAUUUUUCAGACACAGAGGGGGAUUUUGAGCGAGCAUUAUGGUAACGAGAGUGCUGCUAGCCGUGCGUAUUGCGUUCCUUUUGGUGGACUGUGCUGA
This is a messenger RNA of Aspergillus calidoustus, 1155 nucleotides long. Lineage: Eukaryota; Fungi; Ascomycota; Eurotiomycetes; Eurotiales; Aspergillaceae. The record is from the annotation of a GenBank genome assembly.